Geodia barretti is the source of this 951-nucleotide messenger RNA. The record is from the annotation of a GenBank genome assembly. Lineage: Eukaryota; Metazoa; Porifera; Demospongiae; Tetractinellida; Geodiidae.
AUGAACCAGCCGACGUUUGCGGACUUGGACUACGAGAGCAAGAAGCGAAAGACUCGCAGGGAGAAGUUCCUUGAGCGCAUGGAUGGACUGAUCCCGUGGGAAGAGUUGGAAGAGCGCAUCCGACCGUUCUAUCCCAAUGCUGGCCGAGGUCGGCGUCCGUACGAGUUGUCGGCGAUGCUUCGCAUACACUGCGUGCAGUUGUUCUACAACCUGAGCGACCCUGGGAUGGAGGACAUGCUCUACGAGGUCGAAUCGGUGAGGCGGUUCGUAGGGCUGAGACUGCCUGGGCCGCUGCCGGACGAGACGACGAUUCUGAACUUCCGCCACCUGCUGGAAGAGCAUGAGUUGGGCUCGGGUCUGUUCGAGGAGAUCAACCGCUAUCUGGAGUCCAAGGGUCUCCGUCUUCAGGAGGGGACGAUAGUGGACGCGAGCAUCAUAGCGGCGCCCUCAUCGACGAAGAAUCGGGCUAAAGAGCGCGACCCCGAGAUGCACCAGACGAAGAAGGGUAACGAGUGGCACUUCGGGAUGAAGGUGCACAUCGGUGUGGACUCGCAGACGGGAGUGGUGCACAGCAUGACCACGACAUCUGCGAACGUGCAUGACCUGACUGAGUUGCCCCGGUUGCUGCACGGUGGGGAGUCUCAGGUGUGGGGAGAUGCUGGGUAUCAGGGAGUUGACAAGAGGCCGGGCAACCGGGGCUUGGAUGUGGAGUGGCAGGUGGCGAUGAGGCCCGGCCAGCGUCGGAAGCUGGAGCCUGAGAGUCCUGAGGCGGUGUCGGAGAAGCGCAAAGCGUCGGUCAGAGCUAAGGUGGAGCAUCCGUUCCUGUACAUCAAGCGGCACUUCGGCUACGCCAAGGUCCGCUACAGGGGACUGUCCAAGAACACGCAGCGGCUGAUGACGCUGCUGGGGUUUGCCAACUUGAUGAGGGCCGAACAGUACCUGGCGGCGUGA